This is a messenger RNA of Rubroshorea leprosula, 4490 nucleotides long. The record is from the annotation of a GenBank genome assembly. Lineage: Eukaryota; Viridiplantae; Streptophyta; Magnoliopsida; Malvales; Dipterocarpaceae.
UCCCCCUUCACAUCAUUCUCUCCUCUUUUCUGCUAUACAAUCUCCAAACAUUUCUCUCUUCCAAACUACUGAAGUCAAUAUGGCCGACCUUAUUCUUGGUCCUCUCAUGGAUGUCACAAUAUCCAAGGUGAUUUCAGCUACUACCGAGCAACUUAACUUAGCAGUGGGAUUCAAGCAAGAGCUCAAGAAGUUCCGUGUGGUGCUGAGCAUGGUAAGGGGGGUGCUGCAAGAUGCAGAAGAGAAGAAGGUGACGGGUUACUCUGAUUUGCAGCCUUGGCUUAAGGAGCUGGAGUAUAUAAUUGAUGAAGCUGACAAUGUGGUAGAUGAGAUUGCAUAUGAACAUCUAAGGUACAAGGUGGCUCAAAAACAUAUGUGGAAAAAGGUCAGCUAUUUCUUUACUCUUUCCAAUCCUUUAGCUUUUCGCCUUAAGAUAGCUAACAGGAUUAAGGAUUUGAAUUUAGAUCUAGCUAGCCUUAAUGAUUGGGCCACUGGACUAGGGCUUCAAUAUAGACUUGCAAACAAGUUUCCUGAACAGAUAGAAAUCCAACAGACAGAUUCUUCAAUUGGUGAUGCAUCAAAUAUGGUAGGAAGAAAAAAGGAGGUCCCAGAAGUUGUCCAAUCAUUGAUUGACUCGAGUAAUGAUCAAUCUCUCCAUGUCGUAUCCAUAGUGGGUAUGGGAGGCAUAGGCAAAACUACCAUGGCCAAACUAGUGUGCAACAAUGAGCAGAUUCGACGUUGUUUUUUCAAAAUAAUAUGGGUUUGUGUUUCUAAAAAUUUUGAGGUGAUACAGAUUUUAGUAGAGAUGUUGAAAACUGUUACUGAUGAUAACAAAGUGGAGCAUAUGAGUCAAAAUAGCUUAGUCAAAAAACUACAAGAAAAGAUGGAGGAAAAGGCCAAAGAAGAAAAGUUGAAGGAAGAGGCCAGAAAAGAUGAGCCGGAGGGAAAAGCCAAAAAGGACGAGCAUGAGGGAAAAAAGUAUCUCCUCAUAUUAGAUGAUGUAUGGGAUGAAGAUACCAAAAAAUUGGAAUCCCUAAGGAACUGUUUGUUGACAAUAGGUGAAAAAGUUGGGGGUAGGGUUCUUGUCACAACUCGAAGUAAAAAUGUAGCUUCCUUAAUGGGAACACCUCCUGAUCACAUCCAUGAUCUCAGGAAGCUAGCAGAUGAGGAUUGUUGGAGCAAGGAUGUCUGGUUGUCAAUUAAAAAUAACAGUGAAGAAUGGGGUUCAAUACAAGAAGUCGGAGGAGUUUUGCGUGUGUUACAGUUAAGUUUUAAUCGCUUGCCAACACCUGCUUUGAAACAAUGUUUUGCUUUUUGCUCUAUUUUCCCCAAAGACUUUGUCAUGGAAAAGGAGAUGUUAAUCCAGCUCUGGAUGGGUGAAGGGUAUCUCCAACCGUCUAGAAAACGCUACAAGGAGAUGGAAGAUAUUGGUGGCAAGUAUUUCAAUGACUUGUUCUCAUACUCCUUAUUUCAAGAUGCAAAAAAAGACUCUUAUGGUAGUAUUAUUUCUUGCAAAGUGCAUGAUUUCAUUCAUGAUCUAGCACAAUCUGUUUCAGAGUCUCAAACGUUGAUUUUGGAGGGUAGUAGUAGUAGUGAUAUUGCUGCAGACAUUCGACAUUUGAAUCUCAUUUCUAAGGAGGGUAUGCCAGAAACGAAAAUAAGGGAAUUGCGUACCUUGUUUUCACGUGUUAAUGUUUCUCAAAACAAGCUUGAAAACUUUAUAAAGGUGCGAGUUCUCAGUUUCUGUGGUGCUAAUAUUGAUGAGUUGCCAGCUUUUUUGGGGAAAAUGAAGCAUUUAAGGUUUUUAGAUGUUUCAGAAACUAAAAUCAAAGAACUUCCCAAAUUCAUCACUAAGCUCUAUCAUUUGCAGACAUUUAGAUUUAUGAAUUGUGGGGAAAUCAAGAGGCCUUUGAAAGGAAUAUGGGAUUUAGUCAAUUUGAGACACAUUUAUUUCAAUGAUGAAAAGCUUAUGCCAGCUGGGAUUGGUGGAUUAACUUGUUUGAAAACAUUACAAUUAUUUGUUGUGGGCCAACAGAAGGGACAUCAAAUUGAAGAAUUGGGAUGUUUAAGCCAACUUCGGGGAAAAUUAGAGAUUCGUAAUUUGGAUAUGGUUAGAGACAAAGAAGAAGCCAUGGGAGCAAGACUUUCUGAAAAGGGUACAAUUCAGGAGUUGCAGUUGCAGUUUGGUGGGGAGUCUAAUCUUAGUGAAGAUAGAUGCAAACAAGAUUUAGAUAUCUUGGAAGGCCUCCAACCUCAUUCAAAUUUGAAAGGCCUAACUAUUGAACACUACUGUGGGAAAGGUUGUCCUUCAUGGAUGUUAGAAACAAAAAAUUUUCUCAAAAAUCUAAUGUCCAUGACCUUUUCUGCAUGUCCUUGGUUGCAAAGCAUUCCAUCACUGUCACUCAGCAAGGAGGCACAGGUGGAAAUUAAAAAUUGCAAGAAUUUGAAAAGCAUUGCAGAUUCGUCCCUUCAGCAACUCAUCAUUAAGGAAUGUGAAGAACUGGUUGGGGUAGAGGUUGGACAAGCUGCCAUGAAGUCUCUCAAAGAAGUACAUAUAGAGGAUUGUGGUAAAUUGGAAAAUCUUCCGAUGAUUAGUAAAUUACAAUCCCUUGAGGUACUUGAACUUCAACAAUGCACGGAAUUGAAGAUGAUUGGAGAUGAUGCUCCAUUUAUCUCCACCUGUCUACAAGAGUUAAAUAUUCGGAAUUGUUAUAACCUGAUGUCCAUGUCCAGUGUAUAUGGGUCGUCCUCUCUUCAAAAAAUUGUAAUAGGCGGGUGUGGGCAAUUGAAAAGCAUAGGAGAGGAUUUAUCUACUGCCACGUGUCUCAAAGAGUUGAUUAUAUGGUCGUGCAAUGGUUUGAUGUCCUUUCCGAACCUCCAUGGGCUGUCCUCUCUUCAAAAAAUUGUAAUAGUCGGGUGUGGGCAAUUGAAAAGCAUAGGAGAAGAUUUAUCUACUGCCACGUGUCUCAAAGAGUUGACUGUAGGCUGGUGCAAGGGUUUGAUGUCCUUUCCGAACCUCCAUGGGCUGUCCUCUCUUCAAAAAAUUGAAAUACACUGGUGUGGGCAAUUGGAAAGCAUAGGAGAGGAUUUAUCUACUGUCACGUGUCUCAAAGAGUUGACUGUAAGCGGGUGCAACGGUUUGAUGUCCUUUCCGAACCUCCAUGGGUUGUCCGCUCUUCAAAGAAUUGAAAUACGCGAGUGUGGGCAAUUGAAAAGCAUAGGAGAGGAUUUAUCUACUGUCACGUGUCUCAAAGAGUUGACUGUAAGGUGGUGCAACGGUUUGAUGUCCUUUCCGAACCUUUAUGGGCUUUCAUCUCUUCAGAAUUUAUGGAUAACGGGUUGUGGUGGAUUAAGAAGUUUGCCAAGUGGGUUGCCAUCAUGCACUGCUAUUAAGGAAUUGGAUAUCGCCAACUGUGAUAAUCUAAUCUCUAUUCCAGAUGAUUUGAGGAGGAGCUGGAGCAUCCCUAACCCUGCCUGCCUUGCUCGCUUGAAGUGGCUGAGUAUUGGUGGUUUCUCAACAGAGCUCAAGGAAUUUCCAGAUCUGGGCUUCAUCGGAUCUCAUCUUGAAGGAUUGACUUUGAUUGCAUGGGGAGAACCAAGAGAAUGUCUGCUGGAUCAAAUUCAACACCUAACUGCCCUUAAGUCUCUCGGAAUAAGGGAUUUUGAUGGACUGGAAGCUUUGCCGAAUUGGUUUGGAAACUUAUCCUCUCUUCAAACUCUGACGAUUUCCGACUGCAAAUCUCUGAAACAUAUGAAAGCCAUCCGAUGCAUCUCCAAAUUAGAAAGUCUUGAUAUUGAUGGAUGCCCUGAGUUAAAGGAAAGAUGCACCAGAGGAAGUGGAGCCGAGUGGGACUGCAUCUCUCACAUUCGAAACAUCAAAAUAGACUACAGAUGGAUCCAACGCGAAGGAGCUCCCAUUGAGGAUGAUGAUAGUGAGCAGCAGGUUGAUGAUAAUGAGCAGCAAGACGAUGAUAGUGAGCAAUUACCAGUGCGGGCUACAGGGUUGAGACGCUUCAUUUGUUGCAGAAACUAAUAAAAUAGAAAGUAAAAAAAGAUUCGAAAAUUAAAGGCUGGCAUCAUGGCUUGAUAGCCCAACCCAGACCACAGACUUCAACGCUGAUUGUGAGGAUGAAAACAAGACUCAGAGCCAGGCAUAAAAGAGGAUACAAUUUUAAAAAAUGAAGUUGCUCAGACAAGUAUUGUGAAUGCAUGCAAGCCUGUCAAAUGUCAAUUAUGUCAUUCUGUAUAAGAUUUACUUAUCUGAUGUGUAGAUAACAUAUGUUGUGUAUAAAGGCUGAAUCAUUUUCCUGGCCUCUGAUUCUUCAAAUUAACCUGCAAGCAAUCAAUCUCUAAAACUUUAUGUGAUGUUGGUGACACCUUGCUGAAAAGCCAAGGAGCCAAGCACAACAAUCAUCUCAAAAACCGUGGAGACCUUUUAGAUUUUUGUAAGAUCCAUACAUCAAUUCAGGUAAGCUGUGCUUAGUUUUUCAGAC